AUGCUUGUAACUUUAGUUCGUCAACCUGAAGUACGAUCGUUGCUAACUUUCAUUUUUUCAAUUCUUAUUUUAAUUCUUUCGGCUUUUUCUAUCUUUCUACCAUCAUUCAUUUGGACAUGGAUAUCAGCAAGUUACAUAUAUCUUUUAUUAUAUUUUACGGCUGUAUUUCUUCUUAUGCGAUGGUGGGCUCGAGGUGGUCAGUAUUCAGAUAUUAACAGUGUUGAUCUAGAAGGGCAAACAUUUUUAAUUACUGGUGCUGGUGGUGGAAUUGGUAAAGAAACGGCAAUGGAAUUGGCAAAACGAGGUGCACGAGUGAUUCUUUUUGCACGUCGAGGAAAUUUGACUGAAGCUGUUAAUGAUGUGAAAAAAGCAGUACGAUCACCAGCUAAUAUUGUUGGUUAUAUGCUUGAUUUAUCUGAUUUACAAUCAAUAAAAUCAUGUGUUGAAGAAUUUAUGAAAAAUGAAGAUCCAAAUAGAAUGAUAACAGCUUUAAUUAAUAAUGCUGGUGUUAUGGCUUGCCCUUAUUCGAAAACUAAAGAUGGAUUUGAAUUACAAAUGGGCACUAAUCAUUUUGGUCAUUUCUAUUUUACGAAACUUCUUUUAUCACGUCUUUAUUCAUCACGUAUUGUUAAUGUUUCUUCUUUGGGUCAUGCCUUAUGGCGAGUACCUUGUGAUAUAGCGCAUUAUACUCAAAUGUGUAAUCCAAAUACUUAUAAUCGAUGGUCAGCUUAUUCAUUGAGUAAAUCAGCAAAUAUUUUAUUUACUCGUGAACUUCAACGACGUUAUUCCACAUCACAUAAAAUACGUUCUUAUUCAUUACAUCCUGGUGGUGUCAAUACACAAUUAGAUCGACAUAUAAGUGCUAGUAAUAUUAUACGUAAUUUAGCAAAACCAAUACGAUAUUUGUUAUUUAAAACACCAUUAGAAGGAGCACAAACAAAUCUUUAUUGUGCAUUAUCAGAUGAUGCUAAACCAGGUGCAUAUCAUGCUGAUUGUCAACCAAUGCCAGUAGCUAAUAAAUAUGUAGAAGAUGAUGAAAUAGCUCGUGAAUGGUGGGAUUAUUCUGAGAACGUUAUUAAUGAAAAACUUAAGGAUAUUGAAAACAAAUAA
Molecule: messenger RNA, 1110 nt
Organism: Rotaria sp. Silwood2
Lineage: Eukaryota; Metazoa; Rotifera; Eurotatoria; Philodinida; Philodinidae
Source: the annotation of a GenBank genome assembly